This is a messenger RNA of Oryctolagus cuniculus (rabbit), 1815 nucleotides long. RefSeq names its product nuclear receptor subfamily 0 group B member 1 (gene NR0B1). Gene Ontology annotation, cellular component: cytoplasm; nucleus. Gene Ontology annotation, biological process: spermatogenesis; male gonad development; negative regulation of transcription by RNA polymerase II. NCBI's taxonomy places the organism in Eukaryota, Metazoa, Chordata, Mammalia, Lagomorpha, Leporidae. The record is from RefSeq and is a predicted model, not a curated record. Gene Ontology annotation, molecular function: transcription factor binding; transcription corepressor activity.
GCCUGCGUGCGCGCUCAGUAUAAAUAGGUCCCAGGAGGCGGCCACUGGGCAGAACGGGCUGCGGGCGCCACGGGCCAUGGAGGGCGAGGACCACCCGUGGCGGGGCAGCAUCCUUUACAACAUGCUUAUGAGCGCGAAGCAAAUGCACGCCGCUCCAAAGGCGCCCGAGGCGCGGCUCGCGGGUCCGUGCUGGGGCUGCUCCUGCGGCGCUGAGCCCCGUGUAGGCGGAGAGGGGCUGUCCGGCGAGCGAGCCCUGGCGCUCCUGUACCGCUGCUGCUUUUGCGGUGAAGACCACCCGCGGCAGGGCAGCAUCCUCUACAGCAUGCUCACGAGCGCAAAGCAAAUGCACGCCGCUCCCAGUGCGCCCGAGGCGCGGCUCGCGGGUCCGUGCUGGGGCUGCUCCUGCGGCGCUGAGCCCCUGGUGGGCGGAGAGGGGCCGUCCGGCGGGCGAGCCGUGUCGCUUCUGUACCGCUGCUGCUUUUGCGGUGAAGACCACCCGCGGCAGGGCAGCAUCUUAUACAGCUUGCUCACGAGCGCAAAGCAGUCGCACGUGGCUCCGGAAGCGCCCGAGGCACCACUGAGAGGCUGUUGGUGGGAGCGCUCCUACGGAGCACCGAGGCUGGGGGCUAGAGAGGGGCUAUCCGGUGGCCGAGCCCUGUCGCUCCUGUGCCGCUGCUGCUUUUGCGGUGAAGACCGCCCGCAGCGGAGCAGCAUCCUCUACAGCGUGGCCAGGAGCGCAAAUCAGACGCACGCAGCUCCAGAGAUGCAGCCGAGGGCCCCCUGGUGGGACACCUCCUGUGAUGCGCUGCGACCGGUGGCCCUCAAGAGUCCACAGGUGGUCUGCGAGGCAGCCUCGGCGGGCCUCUUGAAGACGCUGCGCUUCGUCAAGUACUUGCCCUGCUUCCAGGUGCUGCCCCUGGACCAGCAGCUGGUGCUGGUGCGCAGCUGCUGGGCGCCCCUGCUCAUGCUGGAGCUGGCCCAGGACCGCUUGCACUUUGAGACCGUGGAGACCUCGGAGCCCAGCAUGCUGCAGAGGAUCCUCACCAGUAGGCGGCAGGAGACCGCGGGCAACGAGCCACCGCCCCUGUCCACACCGCAGUCACAUUUGGCACCGCCGCCGGAGGCCAGGCCGAUGCCCUCAGCAGCAGAGGUCCAAGCCAUCAAGGGCUUCCUUGCCAAGUGUUGGAGUCUGGACAUCAGUACCAAGGAGUAUGCCUACCUCAAGGGGACCGUGCUCUUUAACCCGGACCUGCCAGGCCUGCAGUGCGUGAAGUACAUUCAGGGACUUCAGUGGGGAACUCAGCAGAUACUCACUGAACACGUCAGGAUGACGCACCGAGGGCACCAGGCCAGAUUCGCUGAACUGAACAGUGCUCUUUUCCUGCUGAGAUUCAUCAAUGCCAAUGUCAUUGCUGAACUGUUCUUCAGGCCCAUCAUUGGCACAGUCAGCAUGGAUGAUAUGAUGCUGGAGAUGCUUUGUGCGAAGUUAUGAAGCCAUUUAGCCCAUACAAGCCAAGUUAACCGUGUAAGAGGUGUGGAUAGAAGAAUGUCAAAUAUUGUGAAAUAAACUUUCUUAUUAUUUUUACAUGCAUAGUAUUUUUGUAUUCAAUUAAAGAAAUAGUUUAGUUAUAGAUGAUUAACAAAGCCUCUGUCCUAUGAUGUUUCAUUGUGAAGGAAAACGUUUGUCAACAAGUAACACACUUCUGUACAUCUUUAAGAGAAGAGCAGGGUAUUCCACUAGUCAGCUAUUUCCAAAAGCUUAGUCACUGACUCCAAUGUACCUGCUCAAAUUGAAUUUGUAAUAUUACAUUUUAA